UCCAAACGCUAGUAUUCACUGUACUUUUUACAGUGUAACGCACACUAUUGUUUUUAAACAUUAUUUUGCGAAUGGUUCGGAUUUCUUCUUAAAAUUGGCUAUAUUUAAGGUAACAAAACCACUUUUAUACAGUUUUCUACGAGGGCUGAUCCGGAAGUGACAUCACUGCUAUAUGUCACAUUUAUUUCAUCGUUGUAUUAUCGUAACUAUUAUACCGAGAUUUAGACUUUAUGCUAUUUCUGAACCCUUGAAAAUAGUUCACAAUUUCUGCUAACACAGUCAGAUGCAUUUAUUAUGGACUUUUUGUAAACCAGAGAGAAGUAACUAUACCCAUUGCGUUGUUUUAAAACAAGUGGCGUCAUCGCAUUUUCAUGUUAUAAUAGAAUAGGCUUUUUUUCUGGUGUUUCCGGUCGGAUAUAAAGCUCCAAAUGGGGCUUUAUAUGUUGAAUAUAUUCGUUGAAAAGCACGGUUUACACAUGCUUGAACACCACAACUUUAUAACUCCAAGUAAACUUGUUUCUGAGCCGUUUUUUUAUUUUAACAAAAUAAUGGUUUUUGCUCCUCGCACCCAAAAUUUCGAAAACAUUGAUUUUUGUUAUAUUUUGAAUCGAAACCAUUGCCAUCGUAACAUAAAUGAUGUUUGAAAGAAAAUAAAGAAAGAAAGUUAUGGCUCUUUACGAAUAUCACCGUUGUAUGAUUGGCAUUGAUGCCAUGUGACGCUGAAAUACGCGUACGGAUACAAAAGUGAUAAACAAGAGGUUCAUCAUUGUGUGAACGUCUCGUCUUAACCAAUCAAAUUGCUUGCAAUAUAGGUAUUUGGAUUACUGCUUAGUUUUUUUUUUUUCGAUUUCUAGCGUAAAUAAUGUCGUGAUGUGAAGUGUUCGCCAUUUAACAUGCUGUCCGUAUUUGUUGAUAUCUUGUUUACUGUGGCAAUACAUUUUGAUGAUAUUUUCAGGAAAUCUUAAUAGAUAAAGAUAGGCAGUUAAACUAAAAAUUCAAACUGCAAGUAGGAACUUCUUAUUUAAGACACAUGGGUUGUGAACGGCAUCGAAGUUCAGAGUCUGAAAAAAUUAUAAAAGGGGUCAUUGUAUAAAAAAGAGUUAUUUGAGCCGAAGAUAACGAUCAUAGGUAAAAGAAUAUUUGAAAAAUGAAGACAACUCCGCUAAAAAGUUCAUCGUACGUUCAUUGACUCCAAUCUGAUACAUGACAUAUCUUGUUUACCUUUAAGCGUGACGAAGCAUGAACAGACAGAUUUAAUCAAAUCGUUAAUUUGUCAGUGGUCAGUGAAACAGGGAAAGUAAGACAUAUUAUAGUUUAUCAGCAACACAUGAUUUUAAAAAAAAGCCCACGGAAUUCCUUAAGGUGAAUAUAUGUUUAUAAAGCAACGGAUGGAAAGUGAAUAAGCUCUGCUAGCUAUAUAUGCGUCAAAGUUUGGGACAAAAAUAUAGAAAUAUGAUUAAAUCAAUGUCAGAAUUAGAUGCAUUCUGUAUUGCAGAUAUCUGCAUUUUAUUUCUUCUUUGCACUGAUACAACAUGAUUAGGUUAAGGAUUGUCAAACGGUGCCCACUUAACAGUUUCACUAGAUAAACAGGUUGUUUGAAAAGAUGUUUAAUUCUUUUCAGUGAGGAGGAUUUAGAACAAGCCUGUAGUAAAGGAAAUGGCACUGUUGAAAAUUUCUUUGCUUAUACUGUGCACGGCCUUACUGGUACCAGAGAUAUUGAAAUACGUGAACAACUCUGGUGCACAUAUACUGACCAAACAGUUGAACCAGACCUAUGAUUAUAUUGUAAUAGGUGGCGGGUCAGCAGGUGUCACAGUUGCAUCUCGUUUGGCGGAAGAUGACCACGUGUCGGUGUUGAUUCUUGAAAGUGGCAGUCAUUUUGGAGAUAACCACAGAUUCUAUGAACCUCCUCAAUGGAUGCACCUUCUCAACACACGAUAUGACUGGGCAUACUUGACAGAGCCACAAGAUCACGCUUUCUUUGGGAUGAAAGAUAAAAGGGGUUCGUGGCCAAGGGGCCAUGUCUUUGGUGGAUCGGGGUCUAUAAAUGUGCUCCAGUAUACACGUGGCAGUCGUUUCGAUUUUGAUGAAUGGGCAGAAGAUGGAUGCACGGGAUGGAGUUACCAGGAUGUUUUGCCGUAUUUUCUGAAAUCUGAAGACAUGCACAUCCCCGAAUUUCGAGACUCAAAGUACCAUAGUGUUGGGGGAGAGAUAGCAGUUUCUGACUCCGAUGUUUCACCUAUUUCUAAGAUUUUCAGAAAUGCCGGAGAAGAGCUUGGAUAUCCUGUUAGAGAUUACAAUGGAGAAUUACAGGAAGGGUUUAACAAGAUUCAAUUUAAUAUUCGUAAAGGCGUUCGAAGUAGUGCAGCCAUUGAAUUUUUUAAGACAAAAAGAAACAACGUGCAUGUCGCCACAGACAGUCAUGUUACUAAAGUGUAUUUUGAGAACAAGAAAGCUGUAGGUGUUUAUUUUAUACAAGAUGGUCGAAAACGAUUUGUAAAGUCUAAAAGUGAAAUUAUAUUAUCUGCAGGAUCAAUAAAUACCCCUCAGAUCCUAAUGCUUUCAGGUAUUGGACCAAAACAGCAUCUUGAAGAAAUGGGCAUCCCCGUUGUAAGAGAUUUACCUGUGGGGAAUAAUUUACAAGAUCACCAACAAGUCAGCCUUUGCACAAAGACGGAAAAACAUUACAGUAUUACACCGAAAAGCCUUGAAAGCACAUGGAGUGCCAUACAGUAUAAACUGUUUGGAACUGGACCUCGGUCAAUUGCAGGGUCGGACGGAUCAGCAUUUUUACAUCUAGAUAAAAAUGAUCAAGGAAAAAGCUAUCCAGAUAUACAGAUGGUAAUGUUUCCAUCCUUAUUCGGUAAAAAUAUUUUUAAUUACAGGGAAGAAAUUGCGAAAGAUAUGCUGUCUCAAACUCCCAACGAACAUGGAUUUUGUGUAUUUGUAGCGUUGACGCACCCUCGAGCACGGGGUACAAUUCGAUUGAAAUCUUCAGAUCCCUUCGACUAUCCACUCAUUAAUCCAAACUAUUUCUAUGAUCAGAAGGAUAUUAAUGAUUUGAUAGGCGGAAUACGAAUUUGGGAACAGUUAAUGGAAACACGUGCAUUCAAAGAACUUGGCGUAGACUUCAGUCUCAUGAAAAAACCUUUCUGCUCGCAGCACCUAUUUUGCUCCGAUAAUUACUGGGAAUGUAUAAUUCGAUAUACCGCUUUUACACAGUUCCAUCCAACCUCAUCAUGUAAGAUGGGUUCUUUGGAAAACAUUAACACAGUAGUUGAUCCGCAGUUGCGUGUUAAAGGUAUCGAAGGGUUACGUGUAGUGGAUGCCUCAAUAUUUCCUAAGAUUACUUCGGGUAACACGAAUGCCCCGACAAUCAUGGUUGCAGAAAAGGCAGCCGAUAUCAUCAGGGGAAAGAUAACAAUUAAUCAUCUGAAACGAUCACUUUGAUUGUCUUUUCUGAUAGACGUUUUUGCACAAAAAGACAGUUUCUGUAAAGUGCUUUAUACAGAUACAUGUACGAAGAUGCGAAAAUCAUGUCAUGAACAAAUCUAGUUAAAGAUGAAAAUAUGCUUACAUAUAAAACGAUGUGAGAAAUGCAAGUCAAGCCAUAUAUUUAGUGUGUCAACGUCUAAGACUUCCAAGUGAAGAGGCACAUAUCUUACUGAACUAAAUAUCCCUUGCCCGUAUACCCUCUGACAAGGUAUUUUUUAUUAAACCAUGUUACACAAUAAUGUCAUAUAUCAAGAGCAGCGGUUUCCUCGAAUUCCCAAAAACAGACAACAUUUAAAAUGCGCAUGCCAGUUCUUACAUGUUGUUUUAAACUAUCUGCAAUUAAAUUUGGUUAAAGCCUU
Messenger RNA from Mercenaria mercenaria, 3854 nucleotides. Its product is annotated as L-sorbose 1-dehydrogenase-like. The record is from RefSeq and is a predicted model, not a curated record. The transcript is spliced from 2 exons. NCBI's taxonomy places the organism in Eukaryota, Metazoa, Mollusca, Bivalvia, Venerida, Veneridae. Bases 1657 to 3450 code for a protein of 597 amino acids. Gene Ontology annotation, molecular function: oxidoreductase activity, acting on CH-OH group of donors; flavin adenine dinucleotide binding.